This is a messenger RNA of Closterium sp. Naga37s-1, 387 nucleotides long. Lineage: Eukaryota; Viridiplantae; Streptophyta; Zygnematophyceae; Desmidiales; Closteriaceae. The record is from the annotation of a GenBank genome assembly.
AUGGGCGUUCCAAUCGCUACAAUCAAGAUCUCCCAGCCAGUAGUGGAAAUCUCAGGAGGUCAGUUCCAGCCUUCCCCAGAUGGCACCUUCACGCUCACACCCAACCAGGUGGUUCUGCGUGCCAGUGCGCUCACAGGAAGCUUCCUCGGCUCCAACCUGGACCAGGCAAAUGUGACUAUAACAGCACCCCAGGACUCGGUGCCUGCAGUGAGCGGGCGCCUCACCAGCCGCCUCUCCCAGUACCGCCUGGUGCUGCAAGCAUCGGUGUCUGUCCCUAUUGGCUCUGUCCUUGCCAACUCAGGAGCAAGUGACUCUGCAAUCUCAGCAGCAGCAGACGCCCGCGUGUUGGUCGAGAUCAAAGCUCUGGCUGUUGGCGCUAGUGCAUAG